AUGGAGAGGAGAGCAUCCGACCUCUUCAUACUUGAUAAAAACUUGCCAACCUGGAUGAUGGAGAUUCAUGCCGACGUGCCCUCUGGGCGACUGCUCACGCUGUUACUCCCACUCUGCUUCUUGAGCCUUCACGGGUCAGCCAUCGACACAGUAAAUGUUGUGGACUUCUGUGGUCAGACUAUCCGGGGUGAUGGCAUGAUCAUCAACUCCCAUCAGGAAUCUAAAAAGUACUACUUUGUAACGAUGGGGACCGACUGCCACCUCACAAUGCAGGCCAGUUCCCCAAAGGACAAGGUCCAGUUCCACUUCCGCUUCUUCCUCGUCUACAGUUUGUUGCGAGUAGCCCCUCUGAGUUCAGCCCCUCCGUUACCUGAAUCUCCACGGGAUCCUUGUCAUGCAGGCUCGUUUGUACAAUUUUAUGAUGGAUCGGACAGGAACUCUCCUCCUCUUGGGCCUCCUCUUUGUGGGAAGAGCCCACCAAGGCCGGUGCUUUCGACAGGAAACUACCUAACCCUGCGACUUGUCACCCGCGGGACUCAACCCAGAGUGGAUUUUGUGGGGGACUUCACAUCGUUCAGACUUGGAUUCAAUCAAACUUUGUGCAGUAGUGAGCCGUACUUCACUUGCAGGAAUGGAAAGUGUAUCCCACUCAGUUUAGUGUGUGACGAUAAAGGCAUUGACAACUGCGGGGAUGGAAGUGACCUGGAGGAAAAUCUAACGACUGGGAUGUGCAGUGCUCUGUUGGUGCUGCUGGUCACCCGGAUGGUUCGUAUGGCGGAUAAGUAUUUUUCGUUUUUUGCCGUGCUGCAACUCUGCCUGCGCCUCCUGCCAACUCUGCGCUCGCAGCUGCACUGA
Molecule: messenger RNA, 855 nt
Organism: Nerophis lumbriciformis (worm pipefish)
Lineage: Eukaryota; Metazoa; Chordata; Actinopteri; Syngnathiformes; Syngnathidae
Source: RefSeq, a predicted model, not a curated record